Messenger RNA from Sparassis crispa, 1818 nucleotides. Its product is annotated as Lysophospholipase 2. The transcript is spliced from 6 exons. The record is from RefSeq and is a predicted model, not a curated record. Gene Ontology annotation, molecular function: A2-type glycerophospholipase activity. Bases 1 to 1818 code for a protein of 605 amino acids. NCBI's taxonomy places the organism in Eukaryota, Fungi, Basidiomycota, Agaricomycetes, Polyporales, Sparassidaceae. Gene Ontology annotation, biological process: glycerophospholipid catabolic process. Gene Ontology annotation, cellular component: cytosol.
AUGCUGCUGCUAAUCGUGUCCACCGUUCUCUGGGCAGCCCCCUACCUGGUCGCAGGUCAGACUGCAGCGGCCGAGGCAUAUGCCCCGAGCUUCUCGCUGUGCCCUCCCGGAACGUCUCUAAUUCGUGAAGCUGGGACAACCGCACAGAAUCUAAGCUUCGGCGAGUCUGCGUACAUCUCUAACAGAACAUCGAAGGUCCUGCCCGAGGCAUGGCGAACUUAUCUUGCAUCUGUGCAAAUCAGUACGCACGAUGAAGUUAUUUUGCCUGGAUACGUCUCCGCCAUUCUCGAGGGUGCGAAUGGCAGCGAGUACUACCCCAAGCUUGGAAUUGCGACCAGCGGCGGUGGGUACAGAGCUGCCAUUUUUGGCGCCGGCGUUCUGAACACUCUGGAUGCACGCAACGUGACGUCGAUACGAGCGGGAACCGGUGGUCUCCUUCAGGCCGCGUCUUACCUCUCAGGUCUUUCGGGUGGUGGAUGGCUUGUCAGCUCUCUUGUUCAGGCAAACUUCCCGACGCUCCCGAAGCUGAUUUUUGGAGCACCUAACGCGAGCGCUCAGACCUUUGGAGGGUGGAACGUGCAACUCGACUUAUUGACGCCGAGCACGAACACCUCUGUGGAAGAUUAUCUUGUCGAGCUGAUCGAAGAGGCCUCGGGCAAGGCGCUCGAAGGAUUUCCGGUGACGAUCACGGACGUCUGGGCGCGCGCUCUCUCACGCCAUUUCGUAAACGGGACGAGCGUGCAGAACUUUGCAAACAGCACUCUUCCUCACGGCGCAGGUAUCACCUUGUCUUCUCUCGCAAAUUUACCGUCUUUUCAAUCAUACGUGCAACCAUUCCCCAUCAUCACCGCAGAUUCAAUAGCUCAGAGAGAGAACACAUCAAACAUUGUUCCUGGUAAUACUGUGCCCCUCACGGAUCCAAUUUACGAAUUUAAUGUCUACGAAAUGGGGUCGUUCGAUCCUGUACUAGGAGCGUUCACACCUACGAAGUUCCUGGGCUCCUCAAACGGUAGUCUAUGCACUACUGGCUUUGACCAGUUACCUUUCGUGCAGGGCGUCUCUUCCAAUCUGUUCAAUGCAGCCAAUACCUCCACAUCUAGCUUACAGAACUCUUCCAUAUAUCCGAUCAUCCAGCUCCUCGAGAAGAUCAUCCCGGAGCAAGGACUAGAGCUUGCUCUCGCGCAGCUGCCAAAUCCGUUCCAUGGGCUCGCACCGCAAACGUACACUGAUACUAAUACCACAUUGCUCAUGCUUGGUGACGGCGGCGAAGAUGGAGAGGUGAUUCCCUUCCAACCGCUCCUCGUCAAGGCGCGUGGGGUAGAGGUCAUCUUCGCGAUCGACGCAGCCUCGGAUACGGAGGACAACUUCUCCGACGGCAGCUCGAUCAUCGCCACACAAGAUCGUGUAGCGCUCUUCCCCAACGCCUACUCCUUCCCGCCCGUUCCACCUCUCCAGUCCACCUUCCUCUCACAUAACCUAACUAAGCAGCCCACAUUUUUCGGAUGCAACGCGUCAUCAUCCGCAGAGCCCUUCGUAAUCUACCUCGCGAACGGCGGCGCGCCGCUCGGCCAGGCGGCGCUCACGAACACCUCGACGGAGCAGCUAUCGUACUCCGCAGCGCAGAUCGAUGGGAUGCUGCAGCAGGUGUUCGACGUCGCGACACAGGGGAUACCCACCGAGCAUGGCGGCGUGGCGGAGAAGGAUCCGGAGUGGCCAGCGUGCCUCGCAUGUGGGAUCGUGGAUCGCGCACGCGCACGCGCGGGGGUGGAGCGGAGCGGGGUGUGCGUUAGCUGCUUGGAGAGGUAUUGCUGGAGUUAG